This is a messenger RNA of Colletes gigas, 1941 nucleotides long. RefSeq names its product octopamine receptor beta-1R-like. Bases 661 to 1941 code for a protein of 426 amino acids. Gene Ontology annotation, biological process: adenylate cyclase-activating adrenergic receptor signaling pathway. NCBI's taxonomy places the organism in Eukaryota, Metazoa, Arthropoda, Insecta, Hymenoptera, Colletidae. The record is from RefSeq and is a predicted model, not a curated record. Gene Ontology annotation, molecular function: octopamine receptor activity. The transcript has 4 exons. Gene Ontology annotation, cellular component: membrane.
UGAGCCAAGAGGAAGUUCGAAGGGUGUAGAUGCGACACUUUAGGACGAUGUGGACAAUUAUCGAGGUCGGUGUGGGAAGUUAAUUGUAAACUGUGCACGGUCAUGAGAAUUUCGUUGCGAAUAUGACAAUGCAACCGGUGUAUAUUGGGAACCAACGCACCUGUGGAACCUUGAGGCAGUCACGAUGUUCAAACUCCAACCGAGGCUACGCUUCUCAAUCCAGCAGCGUCCACUGGAUCAAAAUCGAAUUGGACACCGUGCCGUCUGGAACCUAGCCAAAGAAAGUUCCCCCGAAUAGCAAUUUAGUUUCCGAAGUCGUAGCGGAUCAACGUCCAUCGACACGUUCCAGGAUCCUACGCGAGUCGGUGAAUCGUGCUCGUAUUUUCCCGCGGAAAUGUUCGCGCCAUAUCGUCGGCCAACGAAGCUCCCAUCGAUGGCUGAGUCACGUCUCCCUCGAGAUCCUAGGAGCCUAGAGAGGCUGCAGGUCUAAUCGUAGCGAGCUAAGUAAACGUCCACUUCCGUUCUUCGAUGGCCUGGCAGGACUGUUUGAUCAACCGCCUCGUCGACGAUGAUGAAGAAGAAGGGGAAGAGGGGGACGAGGAGCAUCGUGGACCACGGUAACGGAAUAAAACAAUAGACAUCCAGAGACACCUACGAGAGAUGCAGUCGAACGGAACAAUGGACGAAGAUCUGGGCAACGCAACGGAGCUACCCAACUUAUCCAACGUCCUCAUAGACACUGGCCAGAUGAAUGGCUCAGACGUCUACGGCCACGAGACCAGCCACCAGCUGGAACACGUUCUUCUGUUGACGGUGAAGGCCACUGUGAUGGGCUUCAUCAUCCUAAGCGCCCUGUUCGGUAACCUCCUGGUGAUAGUGUCGGUGAUGAGGCAUCGCAAACUCCGCGUCAUCACCAACUAUUUCGUGGUCUCGCUAGCCCUGGCCGACAUGCUGGUCGCCAUCUUCGCCAUGACUUUCAACGCAUCCGUCGAGCUCUCCGGCCGAUGGCUGUUCGGUUACUUCAUGUGCGACGUCUGGAACUCGUUGGACGUGUUCUUCAGCACCGUUUCCAUCCUUCAUCUGUGCUGCAUCAGCGUGGACCGUUACUACGCGAUCGUCCAGCCGUUAGACUAUCCACUGAUAAUGACCAACUUUCGGCUGAGCACCAUGCUUAGCGUGGUGUGGUGCUCGCCGACGGUGAUGAGCUUUCUGCCCAUAUUCGCCGGAUGGUACACCACCGAGAAGCAUCUCGAGUUUCGCAGAAACUACCCGGACGUUUGUGUGUUCCAAGUGAACAAACUGUACGCCGUGGUCAGCUCCAGUGUCAGUUUCUGGGUGCCCGGGAUCAUCAUGAUCGCGAUGUACUACAAGAUCUAUCAGGAGGCUGAUCGUCAGGAGCGCAUGCUGUAUCGAAGCAAAGUGGCAGCGGCGCUUUUGAACAAACAUCUGCAGAUCAACGGAAUUUCUGCUGGUUUAACAUCGCUACCCACGGUAGAUCAGUCGUCGCCAGAUCCACAGCCUGAGGAUCCACCGAUCACCAGCAGCAGCAAAAUGAGGAGGGAACGAAAGGCUGCCAGGACACUGGGAAUUAUCAUGUCAGCGUUUCUAGCGUGUUGGCUUCCUUUCUUCCUCUGGUACAUCAUCACAUCCCUAUGCGACACCUGCGAGAGCAGCGACGCGGUCGUGGCUGUGGUGUUCUGGGUUGGCUACUUCAACAGCGCGCUGAACCCGUUGAUCUACGCCUAUUUCAAUCGCGACUUUCGUGCAGCCUUCAAGAAGACGCUGGAGAGCUGUUGCGUGGCGAUCGGACCUGUCCGUGACCUGCACCAGGUGCACAGGAAACAGGACCUGGUGCACAGUAACGCGUCCUCGGAGCUACACGUCAACAACCAGCUGAGGACCAGCGAGAUGACCAACGUGCACAUCGAGGCGUGCAUCUGA